Vespa velutina is the source of this 7100-nucleotide messenger RNA. It is a transcript of the gene Elk, whose product is annotated as potassium voltage-gated channel subfamily H member 8. The record is from RefSeq and is a predicted model, not a curated record. Lineage: Eukaryota; Metazoa; Arthropoda; Insecta; Hymenoptera; Vespidae. Gene Ontology annotation, biological process: potassium ion transmembrane transport; regulation of membrane potential. Bases 340 to 3327 code for a protein of 995 amino acids. Gene Ontology annotation, cellular component: membrane. The transcript has 16 exons. Gene Ontology annotation, molecular function: voltage-gated potassium channel activity.
UUCAUUUUUAUUGUAUAAGAGAAAGAGACAACAACAACAAAAAAAUAGGAAGAAAGAACAAACAAAAAAAGAAAAGAAGAAAGAAAUCAGAUAAAACUGUCCUCCUUAUCAUUUUUCUCCUUAUCAUUAUCUUUGUCUGUGACAAAUCGUGGGAUUUUUUUGUUUUCUUCUUUUUUAUUUAGUCUAUCAUAUUCCUAGAUCGGCGGUUGUUCUUUUUUUUUCGGUGUGACAAGUGUGAUCUCGCGAGUGAUCGAAAGACGAUGCGCCGGAGCCAGUGAGCAGAAAGAUCGACUUUCUCGAUAAGAUCCGUGCCGCAGAUCACGCGGCGGGGCGGCCCCAAUGCCGGUUAGGAAGGGCCUCCUCGCCCCACAAAAUACUUUUCUCGAUACAAUCGCAACACGCUUCGAUGGAACCCAUAGCAAUUUCGUCCUCGGAAAUGCGCAGGUUCCGACGAUCUAUCCGAUCGUUUAUUGUUCUGACGGAUUUUGUGAGCUGACAGGAUUUGCGCGAGCGCAGAUCAUGCAAAAGGGUUGCGCUUGCAAAUUUCUUUACGGCUCGGAAACAAAAGAGGAGGUAAAGGCGAUGAUUGAUAAGAGUCUCGAAAGUAAAACAGAGCUGAAGAUGGAAGUCGUCUUUUAUAAGAAGAACGGAAGCCCAUUCGAUUGUUUAUUGGAUAUCGUUCCAAUAAAAAACGAAAAAGGCGAUGUGGUCCUGUUCCUGGCAUCUCACAAGGACAUCACACAUACGAAGAAUCUUCAGCUCUGUGAGUUGCACGAUAGUGAUGCAAAUGGAAAUCUUGAUCCUGAAGCGCCACCAGCUAAUUAUGGUAGAAGGAGAAGUCGUGCUGUUUUAUAUCAACUCUCCGGACAUUACAAGCAGGACAAUAAACACAAGAUAAAAUUGAACAACACUCUCUUGCAUUCCACGGCACCUCCUCUACCGGAGUAUAAAACUUCAGCGAUCAAAAAGUCGCAAUUCAUUCUAAGUCAUUAUGGCGGCUUCAAGUCAUGCUGGGAUUGGUUGAUACUAUUAGCUACCUUCUACGUUGCUAUCAUCGUUCCAUACAAUGCAAGCUUCAUCAACAUCGAUAGACCGACUAUGGUCAGUGAUGUCGUCGUGGAAGCUCUUUUUAUAUUCGAUAUACUCUUGAAUUUUCGAACAACAUACGUCAGCAGAAAAGGCGAGGUCGUGAGCAACAGCAAAAGUAUCGCAUUGAACUACGUGAAGAGUUGGUUCUUCGUUGAUCUUGUAGCAGCUCUACCCUUCGAUUUUCUCUACGCUUCGGAUGUUUAUAGUGGAGAGGAAUCAGGACACGGUAAUAUUCAUCUAGUAAAAUUGACCAGAUUACUUAGACUGGCUCGUUUGUUACAAAAGAUAGACAGGUACUCGCAAUAUAGCGCUGUGAUCUUGACGAUGCUGAUGUUAUUUUUUAUUUUGGUCGCCCAUUGGCUCGCCUGUAUUUGGUUUGUUAUAGCCGAAAAGGAAAGACUACGAAAUGACAAGGAAUGGGACCUUGGUUGGAUACAUGCUCUUGCAGAACGUUUAAAAAUUUCUGUGCAAAAUGUAACGCACACGGAAAGUUAUAUCACGGCAUUAUACUUCACCUGUAGCAGUUUGACUUCCGUGGGAUUUGGAAACGUUUCGGCGAAUACAUUUUCUGAAAAAUUUUUUUCGAUUUGUACGAUGCUAAUCGGUGCUCUGAUGCAUGCUGUCGUUUUCGGUAACGUCACGGCUAUCAUUCAAAGAAUGUAUUCGAGAAGAUCGCUCUAUCAAACGAAAUUACGAGAUUUAAAGGACUUUUUAGUGCUUCAUCAAAUUCCCGAUGAAUUGAAGCAACGAAUGCAAGAUUACUUUCAAACGAUGUGGUCUUUAAAUCAUGGUAUUGACAUACACGAGACGCUAAAACAAUUCCCUGAAGAACUUAGAGGAGACGUUUCAAUGCACUUACAUAGAGAAAUCUUAAGUUUACCAAUAUUCGAAGCUGCUUCUCAAGGUUGUCUUAAACUACUUUCUCUACAUAUUAGAAGCAAUUUCUGCGCUCCCGGCGAGUUUCUUAUUCACAAAGGGGAUGCUCUUUCUUAUAUUUAUUAUCUAUGCAAUGGUUCCAUGGAAGUCGUUCAAAACAGCAUGGUCGUUGCGAUUCUAGGAAAGGGUGAUUUAGUAGGCUGCGAUAUAAAUGUUCAUCUACAGCAUGGAAACAACGGUGGAGGAACUGGUGGUGGUGGUUCUGGGGGCUCUGAUGUCAUUGUAAAAUCCAGUUGCGACGUCAAAGCUUUAACUUAUUGCGACCUAAAGUGUAUACACAUGCAAGGCCUGGUUGAAGUUCUCCGUCUUUAUCCUGAGUAUCAGCACGAAUUUGCACACGAUAUACAGCACGAUCUAACAUACAAUUUACGGGAAGGUUACGAAGCUGAGCAGGAAUCAGACAUGAACGGUCCGUCGUUAACGUUGCCGUCGAUUAGCGAAGAUGAUGAAAAUGUACCUGAAGAAGGGGAAACGUCUCCCCUCUCGCCACCAAAUAAAUCACCACUGCAUACGUCAUCACCACGACAUGCUAAAUUUAGAGAUGAGUAUAGAGAAGGUAGAAGAGGAGCAAGCAGGGGAGUUCUAAUGAAAGGAAGGGCAGCACAAAUAAUCUCUCAAGAAUCUAUGGAAGAACAUAUUCGUGGUUCCGUAGAAAGAUUGGAUACACAGGUUUCUACGUUACAUCAGGACGUCGCUACUCUAAGUUGCGAAGUAAGAAAUGCCAUUCAUGCUCUACAAAUGUUGGCUUACUCGCCUCAAAGCAAUCCUAAUUUACCAAGACCAGUUAGCCGUGGUAGCGGAAUGUUAGCAAGAAGCUCCUCUCAUCCACCAGAUGCUAUCUGUUGGAAUCCACCAGCGAGAUUAGCUGAUGCCACUACUCAAACGGAUUGGCCAGUCGAUGUAUUUGAAGUUUGGGUUCGAGGGAAUCCUGAUCGUGUUUUAAUGAUACUAGGUCUUGAGCCUGACUUACUCAUUAGGUUACAACCAUCAUCUCCGACACAAUCACCGUCUUCACCACCACCACCACCUUACGAACCCUUAUCCCCGUUGGCAGGUACACCACCGCAAUCACCGUCUCAAUCUCGGCAUAAAGAGAUUUGCGCCUUCGAGAGUGAUCGUGAAAAUAGGCACCUCUCUCGGACUUAUCGAAGCUCGCACACAACAACAUGGGAUUCGGAAAACAAGCUGUCUCAUCGAUUCAGCGCUGGUGACGCGGACAAUGUGUCUCUCUAUCAAGCUUUUAAUGCCCUUCAUCAACUUCCGGAAUCACGCUCCUUGAAAUUCGAUCCAUUUGAUAGCUGAAUAGAAAUCGAGGAGGAUGAUCGUCAAGAUCGUAGAAGAAUUUCCGACUAAAACACGUUCCAUGUUUCCGUUCGUUAUGCAUAAUGUGAUGCGUCAGGUUGCAUUUGGUUAGUGACGCGGAAAAAAGAAUCGAAUGAAAAAGAACGAAUAAAAAGAAAUUUGAAAAAUCAACUUUUGAAACGCGGAACAUUCGCAACUUUCUGUCAAUUUUAUCAUCGAAUAUCGAUCCCGUCUCUGUCGUUUUUUUUUUCUUUUUUUUUUUUCAAAGGGACAAAAAAAAUUUGAUUAAAAGAUUUUAACGCGAUCUAUAUAUUCGAUCUAUUCGAAUCUCGGUAGAUUUAUAUUAUAAGUUAGAAGAAUAAAAACAGAAAAGGAAGAAAAGGAAGAAAAAGGCAAAGAAAAAACAAAAUAAAACAAAAUAAAAUAAAAUAAAAUAAAAUAAAAUAAAAAGAAGGAAAGAAAAAAGCUAAAAACGAAAGGAAACGAUGUGUUUUAAAUAUUUUCUGUGAUAUAUAUUUUCUAUCGCUUUCGACCAGGAUUUUUCGCCUAAUUCGCUAAACCAUCGAGAGAAUACGUUGCUUCUGAAAAUUCCAAAGUUCGAAAGUAAAUAUCUUUUUCUGAUGUUUAUGAGAUACGUAUAUUGAGUGCGAAGCACGUAACGCGAAUCGUCAGUCAAAAGUCUUCUACUCUCUUCGAGUGUAAGCUCUUCGUUCAUUCGUGCCUCUAUCUUACUACUCUUCAUCUAUUUACCUAUCCAUUUCUCUCUCUCUCUCUCUCUCUCUCUCUCUUUGUCUCUCUCUCUCUCUUUCUCUCUCUCUUUCUGUCUCUUUCUCUUUCUCUCUCUCUAUAUUUCUAUUUUCAAGAUAUUAGUGAUUUUUAGCCGAUAUCAUUGUACGUACAUACAUACAAACACAUUCAAACAUAUCGAUCGUAAAAGAUAAAUGAUAAUGACAUCCUGCAUAUCAAAUUCUAUAUAUGUAUGUAUUCCAAAAGACUAUGAACGAACGCUGUUAUAUAUGUCAUUAUGAUAUACCUUCUCCACGAAAGUGUUCUACAUUAUAUCUCGAGCGAUAAACGGGAACAAAUGGUUCUUUGCGAGGUCAAUAUAUUAUAUAACCUUUAGUUUUCUUGAGGGAAAGAAAAAGAAGGUAUCGUUUUUCUAAGCUAAACGAUUAACGAAAUUAGUUUGGAUAGUUGUACGUAUGUAAGUAUACACACAUACGUUGAUACUUUUCUUUUUUAUCCGUCAAAACUUUUUUGCUUGAAUCAUUCCAUGCACGUAUUGCUGUGAUCGAUUAAACGUAGUUAGUGAGAAGAAGAAAAAGAAAUUGAUGAUAAAAAAAGAUAACGUGCGAUACACUUAGACAAAGGUCGUUAAAGAAUAUAAAAAAGGAGAAUGAGAAGGAAAAUCGAUGAUAUGGUCACGGAAAGUUUUCAUAUAUAUAUAAGAGGCAAAAAAAAAAGAAAAGAAAGGAAAAGGAAAACAAAGAAAAAUGCGUAUCGAUCGUUGCCUAAUUUAACGCGUAAAUCGUAACAAACAAUUAGUCCUUUUGACGACAGUAUAAUAGUAGCGUAGCAAUAACGAGCACAAUUCAUUUCGAUGUAAACUCCUCCGACGUCCAAUUUUAGAAUAAUUAAAUAAUUCUCGAGAUGUAGAAAUCUCUUUUACUAUCGUCUCCCUUGGAGACAAUUGAUUAACAAUGACGAAAAAAAAAAGAAAAAAGAAAAAAGUAAAAAGAAAAAAGAAAAAAAAAAAGAAAAGAAACGAAAAUUAAAAAUAUUAACGAGCACGACAAAUGUACGUCUCGAACGAAUCGUUUGAAACAUAUUAGUGUAUCAUAUGAAGUUAUAAUAUUGAUACGCAUAAUAUCUAUUAAUUUUAAAUAAAAUCUAUCGAAUAAACGUCGGUGUAAAUAAUAAAGAGAUAUCGAAGAUACAUAUGUGAUAAGGCACGGCUUUUGGCCAUGCACUACCGUAUUCGUUCGACUUCGUCGUCACUUGUGAAAAUUCGAUAUUAAUUUUUACAAUCCUAUAUUCUUUUAAUUUUAAAAGAAAAUUCAAUUCUCGGAACGUAGAAAAAUUAUAUUGUGUCAUAAAUUUGUAAAUUGAAAAAAAAAAAGUAAAAAGUAAAAAGUAAACAGAAAAAGAAAAUAAGAGAGAACUUACUUAUUAUGUAUGAUCGGUGGUACACAUAUAAAAAAAUCAAUGUCUUUAUAAAAAAAAAAGUUUUGUCUAAAAAAUCGUUGUUUUUCGUCGUCCAUCAAAUUUUCACAAGUCAUGAUAGAAGCAGCUGUUUUAUAAAUAUUUCAUAUAUUUUGUUAUACUGUUUCUAUGCUCUUCACACUACAAUCCCAAGAAAGCUACUCUUUUAUAGUAUUAAUCUGUAUACUUCGUCUCCUCUACUCGUAGUUUUUACACUUCCCACCGAACUAUGAUUAAAUGUCGCAUACGAGAACACGAAUUUAUCAGAUUGAGAAAAGAAAAAAAAGAAAAAAUGAAAGCACAAAAUUCGAAAAGGUUAAGUUAUUUCUUACUGUUCGUCCACAAAUUUAAAUAAUCUUCUUGGAAGAUUUUUUAAAGAUCAAAUUAUUCUUCGCAGCAUUCUAUUGCUGUUGUAAAGUACGUUAAAAUAAGAAUGUUAAUAACAAACGUUAUGGAAAACGUUAAUGUAUAUAUAUAUAUAUACAUAUAUAUAUAUAGGUAUAUAUGUGGUGUAUCUAAUAUUGUCCCAUCUAUGAAAUUAAUUUAUAAGUUUACGUUAAGGGAAAAGAAUUGAAAAAUUAUGAAAUUUUUAGCUUAACUCUAUCAAAUUUUUUAUCAUAAAUUUUUUAUCUGAUCUAGUUAGAAAAUAUUUGAAUCGACGGCCUUAAAUAUAAAAAAAAAAUAACUAUUUUUUUUCAGAACACAUAAUAUAACAAAAAUACUUUUAAAAACGAUUUCUAUGGGAUCGAUAACCACGGCAUACAUACAUAAACACACAUACAUCGUCUAGCGGAAUGAUUAAAGAAAAAAAGAAAAAGAAAAAAAAAUUAACAAUUCUAUUCGAAUGAUCAACACACAUAAUUAUAAAAUUUUAUUUCUAAUAAAUUCGAUUGCGACUUUUUUCGAGUACAUAGAAUUAUUAUAUGAUUCGAGAUUUUGUCGAAAAUCACAUACGAAAUCAAUUUUAAUCGUGCAAAAUUUUUUUGAUAAUUUUCGAUUAAUACAAAUUCUAUUAUAAAAAACACAACCAUAUGCAUAUAUCCGCAAGAAUAUAAAUGAUCAUUAGAUGGUACAUAUCGAUUGGAAAUUGGCUAAGAGAAUACGGAUAUUGUACAAAUUUGCAAAGAAAAAGAUAUAUAAUUCUAAAAUAUAAAAAUGUAUUUAUUAUAUCGUCGGUAAUAAAUAAAUCUCUUAAAUCUACCGCAAUUUGGAAUUUUGCGGUUCGAAGAUAUAAUAUUUUUUAAAAACAUAUAUACGUUGUGAGAGAGACACUACGUAGCUCCUCUUCACGUGCCUAUAAUUUUGCAAAAAUUCUUAUAAAACGAAUACGUCUAUGUUAUUCAUUUAGGAUUAUUAAUUAAAUAUAUUUUAUUUAAUUUCAUCGAUGCAGUUAUAAAAGUAAUUAUGGCGAUUCACGGAGUAAACUAAGUCUAGCUUACCUCUAUUACGAAACGUUUAUGUAAAUUGUAAAUAUUCUUGGAUGCUGAUUGUACAGUACGCAUCAUACAAUUGAUUCCUUUGUUCUGUAAACGCAUUACGAAUUAUUGCAUAAAUAAAUCACAAGAGUAAUA